AUGCCCCGUCCUAUCGUUAUUUCUGGUCCAAGUGGUACUGGUAAGUCCACUCUUUUGAAGAAAUUAUUUGCUGAGUUCCCAGACAAAUUUGGCUUCUCUGUGUCUUCGACCACCAGACAACCUCGUGCCGGUGAAAUCGAUGGCAAAGAUUACAAUUUCAGUUCUGUCGAACAAUUCCAAGGGAUGAUUGCGGACAAGAAGUUCAUCGAAUGGGCGCAAUUCAGUGGAAACUACUACGGCACAGCCAUUGAGUCUGUUGAAAAAGUGAUCGCCAGUGGUAAGACAUGUAUUCUCGACAUCGAUAUGCAGGGUGUCAAAGCUGUCAAGGCCAGCGAAUUGAAUGCGCGCUUCUUGUUUGUUGCUCCGCCAUCUGUCGAGUCGUUGAGAGAUAGACUGGUCGGCAGAGGCACCGAAACCGACGAAUCGUUAACCAAACGUCUUGCGGCAGCCACUGCCGAGUUAGAAUACGCUGAAAGCGGCGCCCAUGACAAAAUAGUUGUCAACGACGACCUUGACCGUGCCUACACGGAGAUGAAAGAAUUCAUCUUCUCAGAGGCCUGA
Tetrapisispora phaffii CBS 4417 is the source of this 561-nucleotide messenger RNA. It is a transcript of the gene GUK1, whose product is annotated as guanylate kinase. Gene Ontology annotation, cellular component: cytosol. Gene Ontology annotation, molecular function: GMP kinase activity. Lineage: Eukaryota; Fungi; Ascomycota; Saccharomycetes; Saccharomycetales; Saccharomycetaceae. The transcript has a single exon. The record is from RefSeq and is a predicted model, not a curated record. Gene Ontology annotation, biological process: purine nucleotide metabolic process. The coding region runs from base 1 to 561 and encodes 186 amino acids.